Messenger RNA from Nilaparvata lugens (brown planthopper), 3207 nucleotides. It is a transcript of the gene BicD, whose product is annotated as protein bicaudal D. The transcript is spliced from 11 exons. Gene Ontology annotation, biological process: protein localization to organelle; regulation of microtubule cytoskeleton organization; microtubule anchoring at microtubule organizing center. Bases 216 to 2513 code for a protein of 765 amino acids. NCBI's taxonomy places the organism in Eukaryota, Metazoa, Arthropoda, Insecta, Hemiptera, Delphacidae. Gene Ontology annotation, cellular component: Golgi apparatus; cytosol. Gene Ontology annotation, molecular function: dynactin binding; cytoskeletal adaptor activity; dynein complex binding. The record is from RefSeq and is a predicted model, not a curated record.
GAUCUAGUGAGCUGUGGCAAUGUCCAUUGAAAGGUUGAUUUUGUGAUGUUUCCAUCUUUAUGGUUUUAAUAAUAUUUAAAUAACGUGUAGUUCUUAUUAUUCUUGUAAAAUAUAGUUAUGGGAAUAAUCGUGCAUGGCGGACUGUUCGCCAGUGUUUAUAGAUAACAUCAAUAAUUGAAUAGCCAAUCUUCAUUAGCCUGCUAAAAAAGGUUAUAAUGGAGACAACGGGACUUGAAACCGUAUCAGAUUUGAAACAAGAAAUUGAAAGAUUAAGUCGUGAAUUAGAUCAGGCAAACAGUGAAAGGACACAGUCUGCACAAUAUGGUCUUGUGCUUCUUGAAGAGCAAGAACACCUACGGCAAAGAUUUGAAGAAUUGGAAAGCUUAUACGAAAACACUAAGCAUGAACUUGACAUUACUCAGGAGGCAUUGGCAAAAUUUCAGACUACUCACAAAGUAACUACAAAGUCAGGCAUUGAACAGGAAGAAUCUCUGCUAUCGGAGUCAGCUGCCCGUGAAACAUCGUUAAGCUCCAUAAUAAUCGACCUAGAAAAUGACCAAAAAACUGUUCGUCAAGAAUUGGAACGAGUUCAGGAGGAACGUGAUCGUAUGAUUCAGGAGAAUGCUGAGCUAGCUAAAGACAUACAAGAGGCAGAAGGAGAGAGAAAGAGUCUAAGAACCGAAAUAAAAGAGAUUAAGUUUAGGGAAAUGAGACUGCAAACGGAUUAUGCAGAAUUGGAAGAAGAGAACAUUACCCUUUUGAAGCAAGUGUCUGGACUCAAAUCUUCUCAGGUUGAAUUUGAAGGCGCUAAACAUGAGAUUAGAAGGCUACAAGAAGACUUGGAAGAUCUUCAACAACAAGUGAGCGAGGCUAAUAAAUUGAAAGAAUUGGCUGAAAAACAAAUGGAAGAAGCAUUAGAAACUUACCAGAUUGAAAGAGAAGCGAAAAAUGCUUUGAAGAAAGAACUUGACAGCAGAAUCAGUAGUGAAUCAAUGUAUAACCUCAGUAACCUCGCUUAUAGCAUACGUGGUAUCGCUGACGAUCAAGCAAUUGGAAGCGAUGAUGAUGAUGACAUGCCCGUUUUAAAGAAAAUCGAAGCUGACAUAAAAAAUACUUCUGAUCUGGCUUCUCCCGAUGGCAAGCAAGUGGACUUGUUCAGUGAAAUUCAUCUUAACGAACUCAAGAAACUGGAGAAACAACUCGAACAGGUUGAGAGCGAGAAAGGAGCUCUGACGCAGACGUUGAGGGAUUCACAAGCGGUGGCCGAGCGCAGCCAAUCCGAGACGCAGGCGCUGAUCGCCAGGCUGGCUCAGUUGCGCGCGCACAUCGACUCCCUUGAUCACCUCAGGUCACGUGCCAACAGUCCUCAGUACAACGAGGUUGAUGUGGGCAAGCUGGGUGCAGCGGUGGCGCACUACCAGCAGUGGUUCAGCCUGGCGGCGCGGGAGAUCGAGGUGAUCCGCGCCGAGAUGCAGGACCUCGAGCAGCUCAACUGCUCUGAUGCGGUCGUGCAUUUGCGCAACGAGAUCACCGACCUCAAGAACCGGCUGCUCGACAAGGAGCAGCGCGCCCUCGAGCUCACCGCAGACGUGAGGCUGCUCGGCGAGCUGGCGGGCGAAGCGAGUGACUCGCUCGAUGCCGCGCAGAAUGACCUGAACACUGUCUCCGACGAACUCGCCCAGCUCUACCACCAUGUCUGCACCGUCAACGGCGAGACGCCUAGCCGCGUCCUGCUCGAACACGAAAAGCACUGCGAACCUGGCCAGGGUCUCGCUGACAACGGAGACAAGGGUGCGAGAAUCGAGAUGCUUCGGGCGAGGUUGGCCCUGGACAUCUCGGCCAAGGAGCUCGGCAGUCUGCAGGAGGCGACACUCAUGGCCAAGCAUGUGGAGACUGUCCUCGACCAGAUCCGCCAUCUUAGAUCGGCCGUCAACCACACCAUCGAUCGGGCAAAGAGUAGUAGUAAAUUCGUCAACAAUUCCGAGAUGCCGAGCUUAGGCAGCGAGGAGGUGGCCGAACUGCAGGAACAGGUUGUGAAGUUGAAGUCGCUGCUGUCGACGAAACGCGAGCAGAUCGCCACUCUGCGCACCGUGCUCAAGUCCAACAAGAACACGGCAGAGGUCGCGCUCAACAAUCUCAAGUCCAAGUACGACAACGAGAAGUCCAUUGUCAGCGAAACCAUGAUGAAACUGCGCAACGAACUGCGCAUGCUCAAGGAGGAGGCUGCUACUUUCUCAAGUUUGCGCGCGAUGUUCGUGGCGCGGUGCGAGGAGUACGUGACACAGGUGGACGAGCUGCAGCGACUGCUGACGGCCGCCGAAGAGGAGAAGAAGACGCUGAACCAACUGCUGCGGCUGGCAGUGCAGCAGAAGCUGGUGCUGACGCAGCGCUUGGAAGAGCUGGAGGUUGAUCGCGAGAUGCGCAACGUGCGGCGCGCUGCACCUGCGCCCGCCACGCGCCAGCCUGCCAAGCCGCGCUACAGCCAGCCGCCCGCGCGACACAACUUCUUCUAAUCCCGUCCGAGCCAAGCACACUUGUCUGUUCACUUCAUCAACAACCAACCCGGGUAGGCUACUUCAGUACGUCAAACCAUCUGUUUGCAAUGGGUCACAUUCACUUAAUAAGAGUCCAGUUCAUCAAGAUCGAACCCGGUAAGCAACUUCAAGCUCCAUCAUAACCACCAUCUGUGUCAUCUGUUUGCAAUGGGUGACAUUCACUUCAUCAAGAUUUCAGUAAAUCAAGAACCAGCCCGGGUAGGCAACUUUAGCUCGUCAAGCUCCUGUUGCUUUCAGAAAGUCUAGUAGAUGAAGAUAUCAUACUUUUAUUACAUAGAGUUACUAGUAAACUUUUUUAUUUUCUUUGAGGCGCGAAUAGUUUUGGGUAUUGGUCCCAUUCUCAAGUUUCAAAAAUAUGCGUCUCGAAACUUGAUAAUGGGAUAGAUAAUACCCUAAUCUAUUCGUGUCUAAAAGAUAAUAAAAAAGGGUAUUACAUAGAAUUACUAGUACUCUCUUAUAUUUUAUUUGAUACACGACUAUUUUUGGGUAUUUAUUCCAUUAAAGUGCCAGAAAUAUGCAUUUUGACACUUGAUGAUGGGAAACUAGUCGUGUCUAGAAAAAAAUAGAGGAGAGUAUUUGUUAUUGUAUGUAAUACAACUUUCAAGUAUCAUUAUUGAAAUAAAUGAACCGUAUCAUAUAUUUUAUUCUAAAA